This is a messenger RNA of Acomys russatus (golden spiny mouse), 886 nucleotides long. It is a transcript of the gene Cdk2ap2, whose product is annotated as cyclin dependent kinase 2 associated protein 2. The transcript has 4 exons. The record is from RefSeq and is a predicted model, not a curated record. Lineage: Eukaryota; Metazoa; Chordata; Mammalia; Rodentia; Muridae. The coding region runs from base 430 to 813 and encodes 127 amino acids. Gene Ontology annotation, biological process: regulation of microtubule cytoskeleton organization; negative regulation of G1/S transition of mitotic cell cycle. Gene Ontology annotation, cellular component: nucleus; cytoplasm; microtubule.
UCCGGCGAUCGGCCCUACACCACUAGAGCAAACCGCUGGGAUCAGACUGGCCCGCUGCCGAGGCCCCGCCUCUCGGACCUCAGGACUAAUCGGAUUGAAAGCGCGCCGGCCCCGGGCCCCGAACUCGCCAAUUGAGGAGGAAGGCGGUCACCGCCCAAUCCGGGGCAGACAGGUGCGAGGUCCAGAAGGUGGCGGCCAAUCGGCAGCGGUUGCGGCCUGCGGGGGCAGGGCUCAGCCAAUGAGGAGGCUCGAGUGACAGCGGGGCGCGCCAAUCGAGAGUAAGGAGCGGCCGUGCUCGCCCGCCCUUCCGGCCGAAGCUCUAUUUACCAGGGGCGUGCAGCUCGCUUGCCAAUCAGAGUGCGCCGGAGCGGCCGGACAGCCAACCCCAGAGGAGCGGCCGGCUGGCGGCCGCCGGACCCAGGAGUUGGGAUGUCCUACAAACCUAUCGCACCCGCCCCCAGCAGUACCCCGGGCUCCAGCACCCCUGGACCAGGCACCCCGGUCCCUACAGCCGGAAGUGUCCCAUCGCCGUCGGGCUCAGUGCCAGGAGCAGCAGCACCUUUCAGGCCACUGUUUAAUGACUUUGGACCGCCCUCCAUGGGGUAUGUACAGGCGAUGAAGCCACCCGGUUCCCAGGGCUCUCAGAGCACCUACACGGACCUGCUGUCUGUCAUAGAGGAGAUGGGCAAAGAGAUCCGGCCCACCUAUGCUGGUAGCAAGAGUGCCAUGGAGCGCCUGAAGCGAGGCAUCAUCCACGCUCGCGCACUCGUCAGAGAGUGCUUGGCAGAGACAGAACGCAACGCCCGCACGUAACAGGAAGCACCUUGGCCUCUUCGUCGGGACCUUUCCGGCCGCGGCAGAGCACCUGCUUCUCCCUGGCCUUCGC